AUGCCCGCGUCCACUGAUACCCAAGACACAGACGAGAACGGGAAAGAUAUCCACCGUGACUCUCUUUCGGGUGGAGUGUGCUCCUCUCGCCUCAUUCAGCAAAUUAAUGCCCCCCCGGGAGUGAUCUCCGCCGAGUCCAAGACUCCUGACGUGGAGUUGGCAUCUGUCUCGGAGAUGAACACUGACGAGAGAGACUUUCCCAAAAAACAGUCCCUUGGAGUCAUCUACGGCGACAUUGGUACCAGUCCCCUUUAUGUCUACUCUUCAACAUUCACCAGCGAACCAAGCAAGGAGGACAUUCUGGGCGCCAUUUCCCUCGUCAUUUGGGCUCUGACAAUCAUGGUGACCAUAAAAUACGUCUGCAUCGUUUUGCUCGCAGAUGAUGAAGGGGAAGGCGGAACUUUCGCCGUUUACUCUCUUCUCUCUCGAUAUGCUCAUCUGGUCCGGUUCGACCCUCGUCACACUAAUUUGAUCCCGAUGCAACGCUUCAAUACAGACGAUCUACAGAAGCCCAAUUUGAUGACAAGAAACUUUUUGGAGCGAAGCAGCUUUAUGAAAUGGCUGUUGAAGAUUGUGGGCGCCUUUGGAGUAUCACUGCUGCUUGCCGACGGUGUUCUCACUCCAGCACAGUCGAUUCUUGGUGCCAUCCAAGGAAUCACCGUUGUGAAUCCAAAUAUCUCUUCAUCAACGGUUGUCGGGGUCUCUUGCGCUAUCCUGGUUCUCGUCUUUCUUAUCCAACCUUUCGGAACCAGCAAGAUCGCGAGCACAUUUGCACCGAUAGUUAUUGUCUGGAUGCUGUUCAAUUUGACCUUUGGAAUCUACAAUCUUGUUAUGUACGAUGCAUCCAUUCUGAAGGCGUUCUCUCCAUAUUUUGCUGGGGCUUUCUUGGUCCGUAACGGGCAAUCAGGCUGGUUGCAGCUUGGGGGUAUUUUGCUGGCAUUUACAGGUGUUGAGACUCUCUUCGCCGAUCUGGGAGCCUUCAGUCAGAGGGCCGUUCGCAUUUCCUGGCUGUUCUUUGUUUACCCAUGCCUGCUGGUUUCGUACAUCGGACAAGGCGCGCAUAUCAGUGUCAUUCCCAGCGCAUACGCCAACCCCUUCUACCUCACAGUUCCUCCAGGAAUGCUUUAUCCCAGUCUUAUCAUGGCGGUUCUGGCUUGUAUCGUGGCCAGCCAAGCUGUGAUCACCGGUUCAUUUCAGUUGCUGGCCCAAAUUAUGAAAUUGUCAUAUUUCCCCCAGAUUAGAGUCUAUCACACAUCCAAGACCUUCCAUGGACAAGUUUACAUUCCCAUGGCUAAUUGGCUCAUGAUGAUUGGGACUGUUAUUGUGACGGCCGUCUACAACAAUACCACGGCCUUGGGUGAGGCUUACGGAGCUUGCGUCAUUCUUGUCUCCUUCCUGACCACCUGCAUGGUAACGGUGGUGGCCCUUAUCGUGUGGAGACUACCAAUCUACCUCGUCCUGCCUGUAUUCGUCAUCUUCGCCCUCUGGGACGGCAUGUUCCUUUCCGCCGCCUUGAGCAAGGUACCUCACGGCGCAUGGUUUACGCUCAUGCUAGCCGUUGUUAUCACAUGUGUCUUCACACUGUGGCGCUACGGCAAGGAAGAGCAAUGGUCCGCCGAAGAAUCAGACAACGCGCCCCUAUCCCAGACCACUGUCUUGAAAGAUACCAAUCUUCACUUACAGACUGCAUUUGGAGGCUCUUCCAUCUCAACCAUCGCCGGCCUCGGCAUUUUCUUCGACAAAUCAGGAACCCCAGGCAACACUCCCGUUGUAUUCCUCCACUUUUUACAAAAGUUUAGCGCCAUGCCCGAGGUAUCCGUUUUUCUGCACCUACGAUCGCUCUCGGUUCCAUCGGUCGCUCCCAGCGAGCGAUACACCAUAACCCGCUGUUUCACAUACGGCAGCGGACCAGGAAAAAAGCUAAUUCCCAACUGCUACCGCCUGAUGGUACGACACGGCUACACCGACGAGAUCAUCACACCCGACUUGGCCGUCCAUGUUCUCGAUCUGAUUCGCGCCUACCUAUCUGAGAAUAGUCGUGCUGAUCAGGGAACCGGCGAAUCGGACGAAUUGAGAACCCUGUUGGGCGCUUGGAAGUCUCAGGUUAUCUACAUCGUCGGUAAGGAGCAGUUAAAGAUUGCGCAUGGCAAGAACUUCAUCCGCAAGAUUGUGAUCUGGUUGUUCCUGUGGAUGCGGGACUCGAGUAGAACGAAAAUUCAGCAGAUGAAGGUUGAUAGUGACCGUCUCGUGGAAGUGGGUUUCGUGAAAGAGAUGUAA
Molecule: messenger RNA, 2277 nt
Organism: Penicillium atrosanguineum
Lineage: Eukaryota; Fungi; Ascomycota; Eurotiomycetes; Eurotiales; Aspergillaceae
Exons: 10
Coding region: 1-2277 (758 amino acids)
Biological process (GO): potassium ion transmembrane transport
Cellular component (GO): membrane
Molecular function (GO): potassium ion transmembrane transporter activity
Source: RefSeq, a predicted model, not a curated record